AUCCAUGUUUACAUCCGGGAGAUGUACGCCAGCUCGAGGCUGUUGACGCACCAGGCCUCUGUCAUCUUGUGGACUGCGUCGUUUUCCCACGUCAAGGCUCGCGGCCACACCCUAACGAGAUGGCAGGCGGUGACUUAGACGGCGAUCUAUAUUUCGUCUGUUGGAAUAAAGACCUGUUACCGAGGAAACCAGAUUACCCGCCAAUGGACUAUCCGUCACUUCCUAAACUGGAGCAGACUGAGCCAAUCACUACUCGGGACAUGACGAAGUUUGUGGUGGACUACAUCCGGUCUGACCAGUUAGGCGUUAUUGACAAUGCGCACAAGGCUUUGGCGGACAUUGAGAAAGACGGCGUACAAUCUCGGAAAUGUCUUUGUCUUGCAGAACUGCACUCUCUGGCUGUAGACGCUCCCAAAACGGGGAAAUGGCCGAGUACUCAGGGUAUUAAGAUAGAAAUGUUUCCCGAUUUCAUGAUGAAGAGCGAUAAACCAAGUUAUCCCUCUGAAAAGGUUAUAGGAAAGCUCUUCCGGCGCUGUCGGAAGUUUAAAGAUGCUACGUCUGAAAAAUACGAUCAAAAACUUCGUUUGGACAAGUCCUUCCUGUUGCCAGGUAACGACGGUUUCGUUAAAAACGCCAAAGAAGACUAUCAUUGGUAUCGCGACAAGAUGGAAAGCUUGAUGCGGCUGUACGGCAUCGAAACCGAGGCAGAAAUCAUCACUGGCUGUUUCAUGAAGCUUCGAAAUCGCUUGCGCAAAGAAAAAACGGAAAUUUCCGAGCUCAUCGGCGAAGAACUGUUCGCAAUACGCUUGUACCUCCGUCGGGAAUUCUUUCGUGAAUUCGGCAGCGAUGGACAGUGGUUAAAAGAUGAUGCGCUGAUUUCUGAUGAGAUGCGUUUAAAGGCCUCGGCUUGGUACAGAGUGGCCUACACGUUUGCGGAUGAUCAUGAAAAUGAUUCAGACCCAAGCCACGAGAAGAGGCUAUUCGGUUUUCCUUGGUUUAUCAAUGACGUCAUGCUCGCCAUCAAAACACGAAAAGAUCGACCCAGUCAGCCUCAGGCCUUAGACGUUAGCGCAACCGUGGGUCAGAGCCUCGUAAGGUUGUUUAACGAAGAGAAAGACUGGUUACUUGAGGAGUUCAAAGCUCGAAUAAGUAUAAAGGACGUUAUAUGUGGCCAUCUGCAGGCCGCUGAAUCCACUUCCUCGAUGAGUAUCGUCGGCUCUACUGCCACGCUACUAUUUAACAAGACUUCAGAUCUUGAUCUGUCCUUUUUACCACAGGAUACACAGGCACGAAGCCAUCGUGCCCUCCCUGAGGUACCACCAGAAGAAAGUAACACUUCAGUUGAGGAACAAGCGGAAGUAUUGGAGUCCCUGAUUCCCAUCUUGAAAGAGGAGACGUCAAAGCAACAAGAAAAAAAAGACGAAAACGUUAAAAAUCUCUUCUGGAAAGUUCGUCUCGUCAACGAAAAGUAUUUCCCGGUCCUCUCAUGCAAGCGGCCAACAGUGAAGCUGAUAGAUAGCAGUAAUUGUUCUCCAACCCUUAGCUGUGAUUUUAGUUCAUCCCCAGACUGUCUAACAAUGGCUGCUCUGCUCUCAAGCUAUAUCAAGUCGUAUCCCCAUCUCUUAUUGGUACUCCGUGCUAUACACCGAUGGUGCUGCGUGACAAGGUUGUCACGUAACGCAGCUGGCGCUGGAAACACUUCAAACUUGCUCUCUGCCGUUCUCUUAGCUCAAUGUAUACACAACACGCAUUUUAAUGAGGAUCACGUUCUGGAAACGAUAGCGCACCAAAUGCACGGUGAAACAAGAGAUGAUAAGCAGUUCAUGGAGUUAGAAAAUGUCAUAAAAUAUCUGGAAGCUUACCAGAACGAUUCCCAAUUCCCUCAGGUAGAGCCCGACAUCACCCAAAUUGGCCAGCUUCUGAUGACUUUUUUUCAAGCACACGACUCUCUGCUUUUGUUUGAAGGAAGUCGAAGUCAAAAUGAUCACGUUUCUCUGACACCAUACGAUGGGCGUUGUCAUCAGACACACGACCAAUUGGCCCAGCAUCUCGCUUUGCUAGAAAACGUCACGAACGAUGGAAUCUACCCUUACCGCUGUUUUACAGAAAAAUUCUUUCAACAACUGCGAUUACUUGAGAGAGAUUUUGAUCCUCAGGUGCAUGGUUGUCGUGAAUUCGCUGUUCACUUUGGACGAAUCUACAUGUUCAGUGUUCCGCAUAUCUUGCUCGAAGAUAGCGAGUCCAUCACUAUUGCAAUGCUAAGAACGAAUAAACGGAAAUCAAGUGUCUUAGUCAGAAGGAACAGCAACAGUCAGGAAGAGUCAGCCCCACUAAGUGUCACUUACGUUGACCAAGAAGAAGAACGCGCUCGGAGAAGGAACAGGCAGGCAAAACGUAAUGUGACAUUUAGUGAAACCAAGAAGAAGCGGAAACGCGGAAAUCCUUCGAGAAGCUCCUUGUUCACGGUUGUUCACUCACCAGACAGAGUGGAGAAUUUUCUUCAUUAUUCCGGAUUCCGGCAAGAUGGAAAUCCCACUGAAAACUACUCAGUGGACAUU
Pocillopora damicornis (cauliflower coral) is the source of this 2558-nucleotide messenger RNA. RefSeq lists its product as uncharacterized. Gene Ontology annotation, molecular function: ATP binding; RNA-directed RNA polymerase activity; nucleic acid binding. NCBI's taxonomy places the organism in Eukaryota, Metazoa, Cnidaria, Anthozoa, Scleractinia, Pocilloporidae. Gene Ontology annotation, biological process: siRNA processing. Gene Ontology annotation, cellular component: nuclear RNA-directed RNA polymerase complex. The record is from RefSeq and is a predicted model, not a curated record.